Messenger RNA from Trichogramma pretiosum, 3977 nucleotides. RefSeq lists its product as uncharacterized. Gene Ontology annotation, molecular function: protein binding. Bases 900 to 2252 code for a protein of 450 amino acids. The transcript is spliced from 6 exons. Gene Ontology annotation, cellular component: SCF ubiquitin ligase complex. Gene Ontology annotation, biological process: SCF-dependent proteasomal ubiquitin-dependent protein catabolic process. Lineage: Eukaryota; Metazoa; Arthropoda; Insecta; Hymenoptera; Trichogrammatidae. The record is from RefSeq and is a predicted model, not a curated record.
UGCAAUAUAGCCAGUUCGUUAUUUGCACAGAAGUCGAACGCAUACCAGCACGAGCGAGAGAGCCUAUAAAAAUUGUAAUCCUCCAAUAUACAUCUACAUUAGCGGAUCGUUGCAGCCCACAAUCGAACGUCGUUGAACAACGGUUGGCCACUUGAGCCCGCGUUUUGUCGCAUAGGCAGCAGUUAUACAACCGCGCGAUCUCGAACGCGCGAGUAGACGCGUGAAGUUCGUUGUUUCGUCGGCUCGUUUAAUAAUCGGUGCUGUUGCUGCUGCUGCCGCUACCGGCGCAACAUAACAGCGGUCCUUUCGCAUUAUACAUACAUCAUACAUGGUGGUGAUACCGAAGAAAAGCGACGAGCGUCGUAGCGAUAAAAAAAAGGCGCGAUUUCGUGCGCUUCCCCACCCCACCCCCGAGAGGAUCCUUGCCGCGCGACAAGUUCACACUCGCGAACGACAGAAGUCAUCAUUAACGAGAUACGCAUUGUAAUUUGUAUCAUCGCAGCGGCUACACGGGCCCAGGCACGCAUCUCGCCCCAAGGCGUCGCAGAUCUCUUUUCGUAAAGUUUAUUGCAUGUUGUAUAGAACGCGAUUAACUGCGGGCAGUAAUUUAUCGUUCGUUCGUUCAAAACAAAAAAAAACAGUGUUCCAAUCGAACUGUGUAAACGUUAAUAUUCGUGGCUCUGUGUUUAUGGGAACGUUUAGUUGAUAGCGAAAAUUACAUCUGCGACGCGUGACAUUGAAUAGUGCCGUGCAAAGUCUUCGAACGCUGCUGCGCUCUGGCCUGGUAAAUAGACGUUCUCAACGGCUUUUUCGCUCAAAGGAUACACUGCAGGGAAGGGAGACGAAUCGCAGCCGCUCCUCUCAUAUCUAUUUUACGAGUUACAACCGAUCUGGAAGCAAUGCUUGCAAAACGAAAGAAAACGAAAACCACUCACACGAGCACGAGGCCAGAAGUCGAGGAGCGGAGGGUAACCACAAUAAUGGAUCUGGACGAUUCUUGUCUGCAGCACAUUUUUUCUUACAUAAAUCCAUUCAAAAAACUCAAAGUGCAAAAUGUUUGCAAACGUUGGAGAAGGCUGAUAUUUCACUCCUGGGUCGACGUUACGGAACUGACGGUGGAGCGCUUCUCGUCCUUUUCCGAAUUCGAGAACGUGUUGAAGUACUGCGGCAUCGGCCUUAUUGAGAUCAAGCUCCGCUAUGUGACCAGCGGACCCGCCUGCAUGGAAAUCCUGAAAAUCAUUCACAAGCUCUGCCCGAACAUCAAGAGGCUCGAUCUGUCUGAUCUGACCCUCACGUAUCGCUCGAUCGAGUAUCUGGCCAACAACUUCGAUCUGAGACACAUCGCCUUCACGCGCAUCCACAAGGAGUGCGAGGGUGCGCUCUCCUACUUCUUUACCAAGAAUAGCAAGCUGAGAUCGUUCCAGACGACGUCCGACAGUAUUUUAUCCCACUGCCUCACGUAUUUGCCCGCCGACACGUUGCAGCACUUCGACAUAUCGCAUUACUACAGCAAGACCGGCAUGUCUGUGGAACAUUUAAAGUCGGCUUUGAUACGAUUGAAAAAUUUGAAAAGCUUCUCUUUUACUUGUCCAAGUGAGGAGAUGCAACGGUAUGAUGAGUUUUUGGCAUCUAUACAUCCUGAAGCACCGUUGGAAGAUCUCCAAUUGAACUACACUCAUAAGAAAAAAGCUAAAAAAGACGAUAAAGUAAUGCUGCCGAGUUUGAAAAAUUUAAAGAAACUUAAAAUUCUGCAUUUGUCCGGAGAUAUGAUUGUACACGAUGACGUUAUGAAAGUCGUCAAAAGUGGCUGCAAGCAUCUUGAGGAAGUCGAUCUAUCUAAUUCAGAAUUUUUAACUGACGUAGGCCUAUCGUACAUAACGUCGCUUCCUAAGAUAAAAGACCUGAAUUUUAGGCACUUGCAGCUCGUUACCGACAAAUCGUUUAAAAACAGUAAUAUGCAAAAUCUGCGACGAUUACAGAUAUACGAAUGCAAGAAGCUUCGAACCACUGGUUUUCGAAAAGUGCUCGAAUCCUCGAAAGUUCUUCACUCUCUGGACGUGUCGCGUUGUCCCCAGGUAUCGCCGAAACUUUUAAAAAGUUGGUCUGAAGAAGCAGUCGCCAAGCGAGGAGAAGACGGUCCCGCGCUUAUCGUGCGCACCUCCUGCACCUGGGCUGGCGCGUGCGAUUUACUCACGCGCGUAUCGCCGUUACUGUACUUCUACGACGACAAAGAUAAUGAUAAAUAUUAUUAGUCGAUUCGUGAAACUUUUAAUCAUUCUCAAAUGUUCAGAAUGACAGUGUUUUUUUGUUUAAAAAAGUGCUUUUAAGAAAAAUAUGUGUAAAAAAGAAGCCUCCGCGAUUUUAUCGUUUAACACGAUAUGUAUGUGUGUAAUAUGUAGUCGAGAGCAUCAAUAUGUAUAUCGCAUAAAGAGCUUUCGUCGAAGAAACGCGCGCAGCAGCGCCGUCAACCAGGCUUGGGGGACGCUUUCCGAUAUGCGUUGUAGGUUGUAUAAUCUUCCUCGUCUACCUCUCUCUAUAUGUGUCGCUCGUUCUCUACAUAGACAAGAUAUUACAUUUGAAUAAAUGUCAGCGCCGAUAAAGCGUACCUCAGCAUAGUACGCCUCCCCUCGGGCGGCUAUCCCGCGGGAAAUAUUUGCUAAUAUCGAUCAUACUGUCAUUAAUAGCGAGCCAUAUAUGUAUAUGUGUAAGUGUAUGGUGCACGCGUGUGUGCUUUCGUAUCGCACGAACGUUUGGAUUUUGUGGAACGUGCUGUGAAAUCGUAUUGGGAAAUAAGAGCUUCUGUAAUCUAUGCGGAAAACUUCUGCCUUGUUUUAAAAGUUGUUCGAUUAUAAAAUACUUAAGUGUGUUCUGUGUGUCUUGUAAGAAUUAAGAUCAUCCGCAUUGUUGUUAAAAAUUAAUCGUUUUAUUUACGAAUAUUUUUGUUUUCGUAAAACGUAAUCUAUUAAAAACAAUAAUAUAUGUGAAAUUUUAAAAAAGUGUUAUGAAACAAGAUUUGUUAAAGCACGAAAAAGUGUAUGUCAAUAUGUUACCACAGCUGAGUAUUCGUUAUUCGUGUGUUGAAUUUUUCCCUCGCGUCUGCUCAUCGCCGAGUCAUGUUCGGCAAGCUGUGGCAGUCCGAAUCAUUUGGUACAGCGAGUCUAGAAAAAUAAAAGCGAAAUCAACGAAUAUCAUUUUUCAUCGACCCUUCUACAUUCGGGGAUAUAAAAACAAUGAAACACCAAUGGAUACAAUUAAAUGUCGAAUCGUCAGUCGUACCCUUAUGACGUGGAUCAUUAUUACUCACCGGUGUAUAUUUUCAUUGUUGCCGUUAGAAGUAAGUGAAAAAAGUCUACCAAAUACACACCAAAGAUUUUUUUUCGUGUAUAAGCAAGGGGUAUAUUUCAUAUAAUCCACAAGUUAAGUGAGCAGUAAAGUUUUACUUUCUUAUCCUCCUCAAUUGCCUGCUUUACUGUUCUAGGGCUACUUUACGCGCCAGCAUCAUUACUCUCAUUUUUUCUUGCCCCAAGCAGCCUUUAGUAAGGUGUAUAUAGAGAGCGACUGUUUGUUCUUUAAAGAAAAAAAGAGAAGGUGUUCAACCGAAGUUCCACGCGUAUUUGAGAGUGUAUACUCGAGCUGUUUCUUUCUACUUGCAAUUUCUUAAAGAGCCGCCGCGCGCGACAAUUUAUGUGAGGCGUGUUCAUAACUUCUACGCCGUCACACCCGAACAACCUUUCGUCUGCCUUCCUUUCUCCUUCUUGUUACAACACUUCUUGGGGACUUUUACUCGAUUCUUUAGUGCCCAUUGGUUUUCCUUCUCACUUUGUUUUUUAUUCGUUUGUACUCGACUUUUUUUCUCGUAUGUACAUUCAAUAGAUGUGUACGAGGGGAUUCCUUUUCAAUGCGCUAUUGAUAAAAAAGUUCGUUUAUUUUCUCUAUACUUCGAUAGAGUUAAUUUGCGAGCAAUUCGGAAUCAGCGC